Molecule: messenger RNA, 2352 nt
Organism: Brassica oleracea var. oleracea
Lineage: Eukaryota; Viridiplantae; Streptophyta; Magnoliopsida; Brassicales; Brassicaceae
Product: probable folate-biopterin transporter 9, chloroplastic
Exons: 2
Coding region: 179-1789 (536 amino acids)
Cellular component (GO): membrane
Source: RefSeq, a predicted model, not a curated record
GAUAAAGUGCUAAUUAUUGCAUAUAUAAUAUAAUGGUCGCCACAUUAUCUCUGUGGCUGAUUUUCUUUCCUUCUUAAGAACCCAAUCUCUCUCCUUUCUUCUCUCUGUUCCAUCUCUUCAUUAUUUCCCACAGAUUUUGAAUCCCUCAGAUCAAAAACAAGAGAAGCCUUAAGGAAUCAUGAACAAUCCAUUAUUAUUAUCCAUCACAAACCCAGUAAAGCUCUUGAAACCAUCAACAAUCCCCUACGGAAGAAGCCUAAACACCACCACUAACAAGAAACAUCAGCAUCAAAGCAGAACCCUUGUAGUAAAUUCCAACACGAGAUCAAGAACAACAUUGACCAGUUGUAGUCUCUCGGUAGUUAGAGGGAGAAACAACAAUGGUGGUGGGGGCUUUGAUGAAACGAAAGUGGGUAGAAGAGAUCAAGGAAACGCGGUUUUGCUAUGUGCUGUAGGGUAUUGGGUUCAAGGGUCAAGGUGUUUCCCAUGGCUUGCACUUAACUUUCACAUGUCUCAUUGCCUUAACCUCAAGCCAUCGACGCUUCAGCUUGUGCAGUACACUGCUAUUCUUCCCAUGGUGGCUAAACCUCUCUAUGGAGUCCUCUCAGAUGUUCUGUACAUCGGUGGUGCUCGUAGAGUUCCUUACAUCUCCAUUGGAGUGCUUUUGCAAGGUUUAGCAUGGGGUUCAUUAGCAAUAUUCCCCGGUUCUCGAGAAGCUCUUCCUUCACUUUUUGGACUUGCUUUGCUUAGCAACCUUGGAGCAUCCAUUGCUGAAGUUGCACAAGACGCAUUAGUUGCUGAGUAUGGUUUAAGAUACCAAAUGAAUGGUCUUCAAUCUUAUGCUCUCAUGGCUUCAGCUGUUGGAGGAAUCCUUGGAAACCUACUUGGUGGAUAUUGCUUGCUCAAGACACCUCCUAGAAUCUUGUUCCUUGCUUUCACAGCUAUCUUGUCUCUUCAGCUCACUGUUUCUCUGUCCUCCAGAGAAGAAUCAUUUGGCCUACCACGGAUAAGAGAGACAAGCUUAAAGAAACAGUUUUAUGAUCUCAUGGGAGUUAUUCAGGGAGAUGAAGUCUCUCAGCCUUUGACGUGGAUCAUAGCUUCCAUUGCAAUGGUGCCUCUUCUCUCAGGAUCAGUCUUCUGCUACCAAACUCAAAGACUUAAUCUUGAUCCUUGGGUUAUAGGAAUGUCAAAAGUUAUUGGACAGCUGAUGCUUCUUUGUUUGACCGUGGUCUACGAUCGUUACUUGAAGAAGACGCUUCCCAUGAGGCCACUGGUCCAUAUAGUUCAGCUCCUAUAUGCAUUGUCAUUACUCUUUGAUUACAUUUUGGUGAAGCAAAUAAAUGUAACGUUUGGAAUCUCCAACAAGGCUUUUGUGCUUUGCUUUUCAAGUGUGGCUGAGAUUCUUGCACAGUUCAAGGUUCUUCCGUUUUCUGUCUUGCUAGCAAACAUGUGCCCUGGAGGAUGUGAAGGAUCCAUUACUUCUUUCUUAGCUUCAGCUCUGUGUUUGUCAUCGAUAGUUAGCGGGUGUGCUGGAGUUGGGAUGGCUAAUGCGAUCGGUGUAACGUGUAAUAACUACGCGAACUUGCCUGCAGGAAUCUUGAUGCAGUCUUUGGCAGCUAUGUUGCCUUUGUGGUUUAUUCAUUGUGUUCCAAUGUCAGAGCCUGGGUUUGAGAGAGAAGGUAAGAGAGGUUUGAGUAAGAAAAGUAGGAGGAGUAGACGUGUAGGGAGAGUAGUUGGACAGGAGAUUUUCGCUUACCGUCGAGAAAGAGAUGCUGAAGCACAAGCAUAAACAAGAAUCAUCAAUGUCAGUUAGAUUGUAGUUCUUCAGUUCAAAGAUUGAAGAUUAGAAGAUGAGAUUCUGUGACCAAGAAGUAUUAGAACAGAUAGAUAGUUUGUUUGGAUACAUGAUCCUCUCAGUUAACAAUCAAGACAUGGGUGCUUUUAGGUUCCUCUCACUGUUACAUUCAUGUCCUUAGGUUUGGAUACAUGAUACUCUAUUAAGAAGCAUAAAAUGUUUGAAAAGUGAGAACAACUCGGUCCAGCUUCUACAGACAUUCCUGAAAAAAAUCCAACAACAACACAAGAGCCUGUUUCCAAGCUAUAAAUUUACCAGAUGCUCAUCUGCAAUGGGCGCGGUUGAGAGAAUUCAUUUCCAAGCUUAAGCAUCUCAUAAGACAAUGAAGCAGCUUCCAUGGACAUUCCAUCUGGCUCCAUCGCCUAAGAUGAUAAUGCUACAAGAUACUCCUAUUUUGUAUCUUUCAUUAACCGAGUGCUCCUUUCUGCUAUUAGUUUUUUUUUUGAAAAAUAUUUUUAUUUUGUUAUAUCGUUGUCUGGUUAGAUCUUUACCGUAAA